Messenger RNA from Cavia porcellus (domestic guinea pig), 4083 nucleotides. It is a transcript of the gene Map4k5, whose product is annotated as mitogen-activated protein kinase kinase kinase kinase 5. The record is from RefSeq and is a predicted model, not a curated record. Gene Ontology annotation, molecular function: ATP binding; MAP kinase kinase kinase kinase activity. The coding region runs from base 75 to 2615 and encodes 846 amino acids. The transcript has 32 exons. Gene Ontology annotation, cellular component: cytoplasm. Gene Ontology annotation, biological process: protein phosphorylation; intracellular signal transduction. NCBI's taxonomy places the organism in Eukaryota, Metazoa, Chordata, Mammalia, Rodentia, Caviidae.
GGCGCCGCUUGCCCUCUUUAGCGGGAACCGGGACGCCGCGGGCUAAGCCGGCGGGGGCCGGGCCGGGAGCGAAGAUGGAGGCCCCUCUGCGGCCUGGCGCGGACAUCCUGAGGCGCAAUCCGCAGCAAGACUACGAGCUCGUCCAGAGGGUUGGCAGUGGCACCUACGGGGACGUCUAUAAGGCUAGAAAUAUACACACAGGAGAGUUGGCAGCAGUAAAAAUUAUCAAGUUGGAGCCUGGAGAUGAUUUUUCUCUGAUUCAACAAGAAAUAUUUAUGGUUAAAGAAUGUAAACACUGCAACAUCGUUGCCUAUUUUGGGAGCUAUCUCAGUCGAGAAAAACUAUGGAUUUGUAUGGAAUACUGUGGUGGCGGAUCUCUUCAAGAUAUUUACCAUGUUACUGGACCAUUAUCAGAAUUACAAAUAGCCUAUGUGUGCAGAGAAACUUUACAGGGCCUUGCUUAUUUGCAUACCAAAGGCAAAAUGCAUAGAGAUAUCAAAGGUGCAAAUAUUUUAUUGACAGACCAUGGUGAUGUAAAAUUAGCUGAUUUUGGUGUGGCUGCAAAAAUAACAGCUACCAUUGCAAAGAGAAAAUCGUUCAUUGGCACUCCUUAUUGGAUGGCCCCAGAAGUUGCAGCAGUGGAGAAGAAUGGCGGCUACAACCAGCUCUGCGAUAUCUGGGCAGUGGGAAUAACAGCAAUUGAACUUGGAGAGCUUCAGCCACCGAUGUUUGACCUUCACCCAAUGAGGGCUCUCUUCUUAAUGUCAAAAAGUAAUUUUCAGCCUCCAAAACUAAAGGACAAAACAAAAUGGUCAUCAGUAUUCCAUAAUUUUGUCAAAAUAGCACUAACUAAAAACCCAAAGAAAAGACCAACUGCCGAAAGACUUCUGACUCAUACUUUUGUUGGACAGCCAGGUCUCUCAAGGGCCCUAGCAGUUGAACUGUUGGACAAAGUAAAUAACCCGGACAACCAUACACAUUACACUGAAGGAGAUGAUGAUGAUUUUGAGCCUCAUGCCGUCAUUCGUCAUACCAUCAGAUCUGCAAACAGGAAUGCCAGAGCUGAGCGGACAGCUUCAGAAAUAAACUUUGACAAAUUACAGUUUGAACCUCCUCUAAGAAAAGAAACAGAAGCCCGGGAUGAAAUGGGAAUGUCAUCAGACCCAAAUUUUUUAUUACGGUGGAAUCCUUUUGUUGAUGGUGCAAAUACUGGCAAAUCAACUGCAAAACGUGCAAUACCACCUCCCCUACCUCCUAAGCCAAGGAUAAAUAGUUACUCUGAAGACAGCUUCCCAGAUGAAGAAAAAUCAUCAACAGUGAAACGUUGCCCUGAUCCAGAUCACAGAGCUCCCCAACUUCUGAGAAGACAGAGUAGCCCAAAUUGUGGUCUUGUAACUGAGACUUCCUCUAUGGGAAAUGGUGAUGGUAUCUCCAAAUUAAUUAGUGAAAAUACAGAAGGAUCAGCACAGGCGCCACAGUUACCACGAAAAAAGGACAAGCGAGACUUCCCUAAACCAGUCAUCAAUGGUCUCCCACCCACCCCAAAAGUCCUGAUGGGAGCAUGUUUUUCAAAAGUUUUUGAUGGCUGCCCCUUGAAAAUUAAUUGUGCGACAUCUUGGAUACAUCCUGAUACAAAAGAUCAGUACAUUAUUUUUGGAACUGAAGAUGGCAUUUACACAUUGAAUCUCAACGAACUACAUGAGGCAACUAUGGAACAGUUAUUUCCACGGAAGUGUACUUGGCUAUAUGUUAUCAAUAAUACUUUAAUGUCAUUAUCAGAAGGAAAAACCUUUCAACUCUACUCUCAUAAUCUUAUUGCUUUGUUUGAACAAGCCAAAAAACCAGGAUUAGCUGCCCAUAUUCAAACUCACAGGUUUCCAGACCGCAUACUGCCAAGAAAGUUUGCUUUAACAACAAAGAUUCCUGAUACAAAAGGGUGCCACAAAUGUUGCAUAGUCAGAAACCCUUACACGGGACAUAAAUACCUCUGUGGAGCUUUGCAGUCUGGAAUUGUUUUACUUCAAUGGUAUGAGCCAAUGCAGAAAUUCAUGUUGAUAAAGCACUUUGAUUUUCCUUUGCCGACUCCUUUGAACGUUUUUGAAAUGCUGGUGAUACCAGAACAAGAAUACCCCAUGGUUUGUGUAGCUAUUAGUAAAGGCACUGAAGCAAAUCAAGUAGUUCAAUUUGAGACAAUCAAUUUGAAUUCUGCAUCUUCAUGGUUUACAGAAAUUGGUGCAGGCAGCCAACAGUUAGAUUCCAUUCACGUAACACAGUUGGAGCGUGAUACCGUUUUAGUGUGUUUAGACAAAUAUGUAAAAAUUGUAAAUCUACAAGGAAAACUAAAAUCAAGCAAGAAACUGGCCUCUGAGCUAAGUUUUGAUUUUCGCAUUGAAUCUGUAGUAUGCCUUCAAGACAGUGUGCUGGCUUUCUGGAAACACGGAAUGCAGGGUAAAAGCUUCAAGUCAGAUGAGGUUACCCAGGAGAUUUCUGAUGAAACAAGAGUUUUCCGCUUAUUAGGAUCAGACAGGGUUGUCGUUUUGGAAAGUAGGCCAACAGAAAAUCCUACUGCACACAGCAAUCUCUACAUUUUGGCUGGACAUGAAAAUAGUUACUGAGCAACAGAAACUGAUCUCAAAUGACAAGAAAAUGAAUAUAAACCUAAUGAAAGCAAAAAUACUUUAAGGAAACUCAAUACAGACUGCACUAUGAGUUGCUAUAACUCUUACGGGUUAUCUCUCAAGUGAUCUGUACGUUAGGAUAGGUUCCACUAUUUGCUGUAGCUGGAAACAGCUAGUCUAUCUCUUGCCACUGUGUGGUGGUUAUAUCAAGUUUGCUUAAUAAAAGCUAUGAGACGAAUAGUCCUCUAGUUCCAAGAAACAGUCUUUUUUAAAAAAUAAUGUUUGUACCAAGGAUGCCAUGAUAUUUUUAGGUAAUUCAUGAGAUAAAUUCAAUGACCAUUUUAUCAUUUUUAUAUCUUGUCGUAUUCCUUCUUAACAUAAUUUGAUAAAGGAAUUUUCAAACAAGCUUUCUCUUUUACAUUGGCCAUUCUGUGUGUUUUUGUAAAAUAGAAUAUUUAAUCCUUAUUUAUUAAUCUCUUGCUGGAGUGGUGUAAUGUAUCUAACUUUUAGUAAAGGAAAGUUGCAGAGCAGCUUACAUUUUUUUAUAAUGUGUAAAAUUUUUGUUUACCUUUUCAGAGUAGUGCUUUAGGAAUUAAAGGCUGUGUGUCCAGAGGGAUUCACACAUCCAGUUUCAUUUAACAGAAGUACUUUAUAAUACAAUUUCAUGCAGAAUUGCCUUAAAAGGGAGUUUUAUGCUAAGGGGUCAUACAGAGAAUAUUGAUGAUGGUUGAAAAAUACCUUUAGACGUGGUGUCUGUGUCUUAAGUGUGACUACCGUGUGUAUGUAUUCUUGACAAACAGUAUAAUUACCUGUGAUUUUUUUUUACAUUAGGGAUAAUACAUAAGAAAUUAAUCUUCAUAUAUAAUAUUAUCCCUAAUGUAGGGAAGAAAAGUAUUUAACUGCCCAUGUUAUAUAUUUUACUUAUACUAUUCAGAGGGGAAACUGUAAGCAGUUACACAUGUAAUCUUAGGGUUUUCACAUAUGUAGGUAUUCAUUCUGAGUAUAAGAAAAUUUUUAAUGAAAGUGAAUUCUGGUGGAAAUAAUAUAAAAUGCGUAUUGUAAAAACCAGUAUUCUAAAAAUAAGAACGGACAGGGCCAUUUUUCGUGUGUGUUUUUCUUUUGCUAUUAUUAGAUCAAAAUUAAAGUAUUAUGUUGGUACUUGUCUUAAUGCAUUUAUUAAUAACAGCAUUGAGAUGAUAAACAAUGGAUUAGCAGAGCAAAAAAGAGGUUUCUUCUGACCAGUUGCUGAAAAUAGUUUAACUGUCUCAUUCAGUCUUCAGCAGUUCUGUAAAGUAACUGUUAUCAUCUCCAGUGUUCAGAUGAGGAAACAAGGGUUCAGCCAGAGUGAGCCACAUAGCUAAUCCCACAGCAGGUGAGGGUUUGACCCAGACCAUGAGUCUUCUGACUCUGUUCCUUUCACCGUGAAAUAUGCAAGCAAUAAAAUGUUCCACAAAUGAAACAUAAA